AUGGGGGUGGACGUGAGCCUCCUCCGGUUCACCCACGACACCAUCUCUCGAGUCUUCGCGCACGGCAGCCAGAGGGGCCGCGAGGUCACCACGCUGGUGGACGACCUGGUGGCCGGCAGAGUGUGCGCCAACGGGGACGAAAGGCUCAGGCUGCAGACCGUCACGUUCAAUGGGCACCUCUACUCGCUGAACAACAGGCGGCUGUGGGCCCUGAAGGAGUUCGCGAGGCGCCGCGGCGGGCCCGUGGGCAUCACCGUCCGCGUCUUCGACAUGUGCCCGAUGACAGCCAAGUUCUUCCUGUCGCACUCGACGCGCAACCAGGGCCGAUCCUGCGCCCUCCGGGGGCCCGCGGGGGGGGCAGCCGAGGACGCCGGCAGCGAGGGCGGGAGCGGCUGCGACGGGCCGGCCGCGGCCUGUGAGGCCUGCGAUGCAGAGGCGCAGACGGAGGAGAGGUGGCCGGGGUGUUACGGCGAGGGCUCCGGGGAGCCGGCGGGGGGCGGCAGAGGCGAGCCCGCGGGCGCCGCGGAGCAGUGUGGGGUGGCAGCCCCGGCGCCCCCGAGGCAGCUGCUGGACUGCGGCGGGGAGGAGUUCCCUCGAGGCAGGUAUCCAGGCUUGCUCGAGAGCUUCCAGCACCUCCGCGACCUGUGCCCCCUGCGCGAGGAGUGCUGGGCGGAGUCCUCGGACAGGCACCAGGACGCGUUCCGCGCCUUCCGCAGCGCCCUCGUCAGGAUGCCCCAGAGCCCCGCCGACCGCCGCUUCCUCGACGCGCUUCCUGACAAGCACAGCGUGCGGGACUACCUGGUCAAGUUCCGGGAGCUGCGGCCCAUCCAGGGCAGGCGGGUCCACGAGACGCUGCGCCAGCUGGCGGAGUGCAGGCUCUGGCAGGCGGAGCUGGCCCAGGCCCUCGAGGCCCUCGAGCAGGACUGCAGGCGGCCUGCGCCGCGAACGGUCCGGGAGCUGCCGUGGCAGCGCAGCAGGGGCAGGGCCUCCGCUCGCACCCUCGGCGCGGCAGCGGCCUCCGCCUCCGCGCAGCCGCCGGCUGCGGCGCUGGCCUCCCGCGCAGCUCCGACGGGGCCGCGAGAGGCGGCCCCGCAGGCCGCGGCGGAGUGGCGCUGCGCCAACCCGGAACUGAGGCACCUGCGCGAGCUUUACGACUUCUGCGCCCAGGGGCGUCUCUCCGUCGGCCCCGACAGCGGCGACGACUCUGGGUUCACCACGGUGUACAAUGGCGCACGUCCGCGCGGCAGGCACGAGGCGGAGUGGCGGGAGGCGCUGAAGCAGCUGCUGCCGUGGAAGGAGGAGCUGCUCGCGUAUGUUCAUAGAUAUGGAAUUCGCCCGUACUUCAAGGGGCGUGCGGACGACGUGCUCGCCACCCUGCGGCAGUCGCCGGAGUGGGCAGGCGCCUCGGCAGGAGAUGCGGGCUCGCCGCUUGGCGAGUCUCGGCUCGACGCCUAG
Messenger RNA from Prorocentrum cordatum, 1455 nucleotides. The record is from the annotation of a GenBank genome assembly. Lineage: Eukaryota; Dinophyceae; Prorocentrales; Prorocentraceae.